Molecule: messenger RNA, 4846 nt
Organism: Schistocerca nitens (vagrant locust)
Lineage: Eukaryota; Metazoa; Arthropoda; Insecta; Orthoptera; Acrididae
Product: toll-like receptor 2 type-1
Exons: 12
Coding region: 2-2530 (842 amino acids)
Biological process (GO): inflammatory response; immune response; toll-like receptor signaling pathway
Cellular component (GO): membrane
Molecular function (GO): transmembrane signaling receptor activity; protein binding
Source: RefSeq, a predicted model, not a curated record
CAUGGCUCCAGUGAGCACCGUGUACCUGGCGUUGUCGUCGCUCUUGCUUCUGCUGCUGCUGCUGCUGCUACCUGGACGCUACGAAGCUGUCCCGUUUGCCCCGACAUACAUCGACUGGAGCAGCUUCACCUGUAGCCAGCUGAAUGAAGAGAACACGGACCAGCUCGACGGAUGCCGUUUCACCGAUGUUAGCCCCGGGCAAGAAGAGGUCACCUGCAAGAUUGUUGACAAAGAAAGAGAGAACGAUGCCAUUGUGACAACGUAUCGCAAAGUAAUGCUUAUCACAGAUAAAUUCCGCCUUUUGGGAAAUAUGCCUGAUCAACAAGACAACGUCUACUGUGCUUCACUUGAGUCAAUGAACAUGGAAAUACGGAGCGACAUCAUUGACGAGAUUCACACAGUAGGCGAUCUUUCCCAGAACUUCAUUAACUUCCUGUACUUUGUCAAGGAUGGUAGCUACAUCAGACUCGAAUUCACGAAGAAAAUUCCAUCAGCUAUUGUCACCGUUCAUCCCGACUGCAACGAUGCUGCAAGUAAGAAGAAAGGAGGGACACACUGCGUGAAGAGCGUCAGGUUCAUGAAGGAGAUCAAGCGAGGGACCUUCCACCUAAAAUUUCCCAGUGACGAAUUCUGGAUCUUUUUCAAACGGCGCUUCAUCUCUGAGCUCGGAGGAGAGAUGACGCGCAUGAAGCUGACUUCGUCGGGACAGCUCUCUGCCAUUUCAGUGGAGUUCUUAGCGGAACUCCUAUCCAGUGACGUCCACAUGAAGGAGCUGACAUUGGGCAGCAUGAAAGUUGGCAAUCUGGAUGGACCAGUGGUCACUAUGCCCACACUUGAGAUCCUGCGACUUCCAGAUGACGAGAUCAUCACAAUGAGUGAAGCCACUCUGCUGGCGGUGCCCAACAUCCUGCAGUUGGACGUCACGGGCAAUCAACUGCAGGAACUACCACAGCGGCUUCCUGAUAGACUGUUGGCCCUCAACGUUUCACGGAACCGUCUCGUGCACUUGCCCAGUGAGCUGCCUCAGUCCCUCACCAACCUCAACAUUUCCUACAACGCCAUUGAGGAGCUUCAAGAGACUUUGCCAGCUGCCCUGCUCAUAAUGGACACUUCCCACAAUGCCCUGCAGAAGCUCCCGCAAAGUCUUCCAACUGACCUUCAUCGGCUCGACGUAUCCCACAAUCGACUGCAGAUGCUACACACAGAUAUGCCGCCCAACCUGGAGAUUCUUCAGGUCGCCCAUAACCAGCUGACGACACUUGAGCCCCAGCUGCUGGCUACGCUUCAGCAUCUCCAGCUGCUGGACGUGUCUCACAACGCGCUCACUACAGUGGACGGCGUGUGGCUGUAUCACCAGCUGCCACUGCUCAACGUCUCCCAUAACAUUAUUCGGCACGUCAGUCUACUGGGACCAGGCAACGUGUCGCAUAUUGAUGCCUCGGAGAAUGACAUCGAGUCGUGGGAGGUCAACGCGGACCGCCUGUCGCUGGAGGGUAAUCCACGGGCCGCGCUGGGGCUCCAGAAGGACAGUACUACGAGCAGAGUGGCAGUCGUGGACCUGGGGAAGAGUAUGCCGCUCAACUGCGACCCUUGCACUGCGCAGAGUGCCGUGGCUCUGCAGCUGCGACGAUGGCUCCUGCGUCAGCAGAACAAUGACUUGCUAGAUGGACCCCGAGUGGAGCGGCCAACGGAGCCGCUGUGCACGGGCCCACAGGAGCAUGCGGGUCACGCCCUGCUGCUGGAGUCGGCGCUGGAGGACAGCUCCAACUGCCCGGGCUCGCCGCGGAACGUCGCGCUCUACCUGCUGCUUGCCGUCACCGUGCUGGCGCUCCUCGGCGGCAUCGGCGCCUUCUGCCACUUCCGCAGAUAUGAAAUAACGUACGUUAUCCACCUGAUGAAAAUGCGACGCGAGAGAAUGGCUGCCGAGAGGCGCAAUCCAGCCAGCUACAAGUACGACGCCUUCGUCUGUUAUAGCAGCGCGGACCGCGCCUGGGUGGUCGGAGAGCUGCUGCAGAAGCUGGAGCACGCCGGGGAAUCCCCUGAGGAGCUGGCGCUGCGACUCUGCCUCCACGAGAGGGACUUCCCGCUGGGCUCGCUGAUCGCGGACAACAUCGUGUCCUCCAUGCGCAACAGCCGCUCCACCGUCAUCGUUCUCUCGCAGGCGUUCAUCGACAGCCAGUGGUGCCGCUGGGAGCUGGAGUUGGCAUCUGUCAAGGUGUCGCACCUUGUGCUGCUGGAGCUGACGCGGCUGGACCGGGCGUGUCUGCCGCGCCACCUGCGCUACCUGAUGGACACCCGCACCUACCUUGAGUGGCCGCAGCAGCCCAAGCAGCAGGCCGUCAUGUGGCGCCGUCUGCGCGCGGCCCUGGCCACCCCUGCAGUAACCGCCGCAGUCGCAGAAGAGGGUGAGGCGGGGACCACUGACGCCAAUGAACAGGGCAGUCGCACUGCAGUCCAGGCGCGACCUACGGUACAUCAACACCCGUACUCCGCAAGCCACAUUACGGUGUUUGGACGACGAAACCACUGAUGCCACCACCGUUUUGUCACUUCUCUGCUGCAUUCGCGAACUGUGCAUGGGAAGAUUCAUCUGUCGAUGAAUGAGUUCUAAUUUCUGAGAUUUCUUUCGUCAUUUCCAGGGAUGUACAUGGGAGGAAAUAACAUGUUGUCCAACUUUUCCUUGAGCGCAAGCUCUAGUAAUUUCAUUUACAAUGUUCUGCAUCAUACAAAAGACCCCUCUUGUAGCGAGAGCCAACGUAGUUGGCAUCUCCGUGACACUCUCACGUUUGCUAGACGAUGCGCUCUUUGUCGGCUUCUGUCUCUUCCAUUAAUCUUCACCGAUAAAAAGCUUUAGACCAAUAACAAGUAGGGCAUUUUGUGGAUGAAUUACAUUUCCUUACGAUUGUUCCACUGAAUCUGAGAGUGGCACCCGCUUCCCUAAAUAUUAUUUUAUCUAGUCAUUCUCCUUCAGCUGGUUCAGGAUGGUUACUCACAGGUAUUUUACGAUUGUUACUGUUUCUGGUGAUUUUCCACCAAUAGCGUAAAAGAAUAGUAAUGGAUCUCUUUGCCCAUCCGCGCUCGUAUUUUGUACAUCGGCCAUGCCACCUUUGCCACCAGCUUCCAUAUAAAAGGCGCCUACUACCUUCAGGAGCCCCUAAGUGGCAACACCUUACAGCACUGUCUCUCUGAAGCCAAGCUUUAUAGUGAUGCGAGCAUGGAGGACUCUAGCUCAAGAACACAAGCAUCAGUAAGCAUAAUACUACGCGAAAUAGGUCAGUGACGGAAAACUGAAACAUAAAGAAGUCUGUUUCAUUUUUCACUAGAUCUCACUGGUACUGUAGUAAAAGUUAGUAAAAGUAAAAGUAUUAUGGCAUAAGUGGCUGGGAAACACCGAUGAGAAGGUUCAGUUUUCUAAUUGGACACGUUUUUCCAAUCCUUAGCACCCACAGACAAUUUUCCUGUGGGAAGUUUGAGAGCUAUGUGCUUUGCAAAUGUAUCUGUUAUGUGUGGUGACUGUAAGGGGUGUAUGUAUAAUGCAGUCUCAUGUUCCUGUUGGAGAUGAUGAGAGAAGGAAGAGUUUGAAACCUGUUGCCAGUAUGUAGCCUGUCGAAGAACACCAAGGGGGUCGCCAACCUUAAUGUCGCGAAACGUAAUGUCCCCAUCUGACACACGGGUCAGCAGCAACAGUUUCUCAAGUUGUUGCUUUAUAAGACAUUGCAGAGAGUUUUGUAAUUGAAUCCAGAAUACUGGAAGCAAGAUUGGCGAUAAGAGACUUCGGCCGGUCACCCCUGCUGCCCCUUCUGUCAUAAGGCCGAAGAGAAAGUCGUCAAGAGCAUGCGGUGUGGACCGAUGGUCACCCUGCCAAGUGUUGGCCAAACACUUAGGUGAUCUGAUGGGAACUGGUGCACCCAUCUCGGCAAGAACGUUGGUGAACAACGGAGAUAUUAACGUCUCCCGCCGUCCUCCCUCAUAAACGUCUUCAUGUCGAUUUGAACUGUUGAAUCUUAGUUUAUUUAUGCAUUAAUCCUCAAUUUCUGCAUUAAGACGUUUUCAAGUACCAUUCAUUGACUGUUUGGCUUUCAGAAUCCUGUGAUGACAGUUACUGCCGUAAUGUGUUGUUGCAUAUGUUGUAGAUAGCGCGUCAGUACAAAAAUAUUUACAUGGCCAAACAGCCGACAAAUGGCAAAUGAAAAUUGCCUAACUGCAAAACUGUGCAACAGUACAUAAAUAAUCUAAAAUCAUGAGCUAAACAUCACCUGCAAUCAUUCAUUGGUACUGUGUACCCGACUUCAAAGAUGAACAAUAUUUAGGACUGAGUAACAAGUAAAGCAUUUUUGUUCUAAUGACUUUUGUUUAUUUCUAACUAUUUUUUGGCUUACUGGCCCAUUUUCAGAAAACAACUGACUAGCAGCAGGUGUGCCCUCAUAAACUUUAGCAUUCUAACCAUAUACCUUGUAAUACUGUAAUAUUAUGUAUUUUAACUAUUUAUUGCGUUUAAUAUUGUCCAUUGUGUAAACUGUCAUUUACAUUGUGCCAGUGUCUUUUAUUUUCUUAUCUAACAAUUAGUGUCCCUUGCGGACGCUACUCAGUUGUUUGCUGAAGAUGGCCCUUAAGCUGAAAACUAUUUAGAAACAUACAAAAAACAGCUUAUAUGUUAUUCAGCCCCAAAUAUGGAACUGUUUAACCAAGACGUGUUGGAAAAUUUCAGAAACAAAAUAAAUCGCAAUAUUCCUCAGUUACAAUUUCAGUUGUGUCUAUCAUGAAGAUAACUAUAAAUACUAUUUGUAAUUUGCAAACUGAAUGAUGAUUUUGUUUUGAACUAAACAUGUUCCAUUUAUUUAUAUUA